This is a messenger RNA of Meloidogyne enterolobii, 1322 nucleotides long. NCBI's taxonomy places the organism in Eukaryota, Metazoa, Nematoda, Chromadorea, Rhabditida, Meloidogynidae. The record is from the annotation of a GenBank genome assembly.
ACUAAACUAAUAUUUAAACUUAAAGUCAUUUUAUUUUAUGCUUUUCGUCACUGUGCUGAGAAUAGUUUACCCAUUAAAGUUAAAUUAGAGAGAAAAAUUGCAGUUACUGAAAAAGUGCCAAAUGACGUCCUACAAAUUUUGGAACGAAGAAAUGUGGACGAGUUUUCUGAUGUGGAAGCAUUAAUACUUUUAAUUAAUAAUAGAAAUACUUCAGUAUAUCACGUUAAGAGCGUAGAGUCUGUGACAAUUGCUUUUGAUGAUAGUGGAAAGAAGCUAAAGAAGACACCAAGUCCCAGUGGAAGUAAUAGUAGUUUGGAUGGGAGUAAAGAGAAGAAAAAGAAACAAUGACAAUAAAUAUAUUUUUGAUUCCUUUGGGUUGUAUUUAAAAGGAUAUUUUUGCUAAAAUUACUUUUUCAAACAUACAAUUUCAGGAUCAAAAUAUAAUUGUCUCCAUGGUUGAACCAAACAGUCUAAUUGCUAUGCGCAUUUUGCUGUGAUAGAAUUGUUGAAGUUAUUGAUGUACCAAUGUUGGAGGUUUUUAAAGUGUGGAAUCAUUUUAAAAGUUUGGAAUCAGUGCCCAUAAUUUUUGACGAUACUGGAAAGAAACUGACAAAAAUCCUAAGUUCUAAUUCCAGUAGCAGCAGUUCUGACAAGAGUAAAAAGAUGAAACUAAAAGAGAAAAUUAAUUUGAUUAUUUUUUAUAUUUUUGUUUAAUGAAUGUGUGUCAAAUAAUUUUUUUUAAACUUUGAGAAUAUUUAAAUUUACCUUGUGUUUAUAAGAGUUUAAGUAUUUUCUAAAUAAAAUUGAUAAAUCGAAAUUUUUAUGUUUGUUAUUGUUUAUAAAUAAAAUUUAUUGUUUAUAAAUAAAUUUUUGAUUCGAGUAAUUUAUAUUUUUUAAAAAUAAAAUUAUCUUAUUAAAUAAUAUUUUUAAAUUUUUUUUGAAUAUUUCUAAUUUAAUUUUGUUAAGAAAAAAUGUUGUUAUUAAAUCGUUUUCAUUCCCCAACAUUAAUUUUUUCUAAAAAUUUUGUCACCAAAAAUUCAAUAGAAUGUUUAAGAUCAAGACUAUUUUAUCAAAGUAAAAAGAGAGGAAUUUUAGAAAAUGAUAUUCUUAUUGGAAAAUUUGCUGAAGAAAAUUUACCUAAAAUGAAUAAAAACGAUUUGGUUAAUUAUGAUGCUAUAAUUAAUGGAAAUUAUAUGGAAUGGGAUUUAUAUUAUUAUUUAACUGGCAGAAAAGAAGCUCCAAACGAAUUAAUUUCAAAUCCAUUAUUUAAAAACAUGAAAGAAUAUAUUUUAUUAAAUCAGAAAAAAUGUGAAAAAUAUUAG